Molecule: messenger RNA, 219 nt
Organism: Rangifer tarandus platyrhynchus (Svalbard reindeer)
Lineage: Eukaryota; Metazoa; Chordata; Mammalia; Artiodactyla; Cervidae
Source: the annotation of a GenBank genome assembly
AUGUUGAGCGCGGCACGGAGGGUCCAGGCCUACUGGCCUAGUCGGGCCGAGAUCCGGAAGGCCACGUGGUUCUCAGGCGCAGUGGAAGAAGCCGGACCCUCUGUGGGCCACGCCCUACUCCCGCCGCUGCCCUCGCGGCCCUGUGCUCCGUUGCUCCGUGACCUUGGGCAUGUUAACUUGCCUACCUUCUCCAAAAUUAUCUGGCUGCACAACACGUGA